AUGGAUGGCGAGUUUGUCGAGGUCACGUUCGAGGAUUUCACCUCUACCUAUCUUCCUUUCGAGCCUCAAGAGAAUGAAGUAGAGGCGGCGGUCGACAGGCUGCUGCUUCCGGUGGAAUCUCCCAGUUCCACUGCCACUGCCAUUCCCACCACCGACAGCCACAUCGACCAACCCCUUCGCCGUUCGGCGCGUCAAAAUCCCAGGAAACAAACGGCUGAGCGCGAGGAACCGACCAGCAUCUUGGAGCAGACUUUUGAUGGCCUUCGCUUUGGUCAUUAUCGUCAAGCUCCCGGCGGUGCAGGUCUGACAGAGGAAAAAUCGUUCUCCUCCAUCGCAAAAAUAGCGACCGCCGUUGCUGAGGGACCAGCGCCGGCCGGGCGAGAACGUAACUCUUUCGUCUAUGUGGAUUGCCCUCGAAGAAAGAUCCGAGGGCGCAACCAUGGGUCGAACAACCUUAUCGAUAGCGCGAUGGCGUCAGGAGCUGCCACGUUGGGGGCUCUCGACACUUCGAAGAUUGCUCUCGUGGGCGAAUACAAGCUACACUGCGUCGAUAAGAUCAAGAACGCGAGGGAGGCGGUCUCCGCCAACGUUCAAAUCAUGAACGACGAUGUACGACGCACUCAUUGCUACGGGAUGACCAUCGAAGACGACCAAGUCAGGCUGUGGUUCCAUUGUCGAUCCCAUUCGGCUGUGUCCGAGCCGUUCAGUUUUGUCAAGGAGCCUAAGAAAUUCAUCAAAGUCCUCCUAUCAUUUCUUUUUGCAACGGAGGAAGAACUGGGCUACAACCCAAAGGUCACUCGCGUCAACGACGGUUACAUUUUCGAGCUGAACGGCACGGACAGUACUCGCUUCUUCCGCACACAAGGUGCUCCUCUCUCCGAGUACCGCUCCAGCAACAUUACAGGUCGGAUGACUCGUGUCUGGAAGGUGGUUGAGGUCAUAUCGAAUUCCGAGAACGCUGCGAAGAUCGGGGAGAUGCCCUUCGUUCUAAAAGACGUAUGGAUCGAGGAGGGGGCAUCGACGGAACGCGAAGUUCAGGAGCGCAUGUUCAAGGACAUCGAGGAGAAAUGGAAAGACGUCAAUGUGGACACUGACCCUCGUUUCCAAAAGGUGCAGGCUGAAGCGCGGAAGCUGAAGGCCGAAGUUCUCAACAAAGGCUACAAGAAAUGGUUCCUUACCAUUAGGGUGGAUUGUGUUGGCGGAACGACCAGGCUCGCGCCGCGGAAUGCUCCUCGCCGCAGGGGCCUGUUGCUCAAGGAGCAGGAUGUUCCGCCACCUGGAUCCCAUUCUGGUACUACACACCCAUUAUCGCAGGCCCAGUCGCCCGAUCUUCCCCGACAGUUCGCCGCAAAGAAGCAGUAUCGCACCGUCGUCGAGGAGGUGUGCACUCCUGUCGGAGACCUCAAGCGAUCAGACCAAGUCUUUCACGUUCUUUAUGGAGCCAUUCAAGCGCUUCUAUUGAUGUUUGUCGGCCGCUGGGUUCAUCGGGACAUCAGUUCUGGCAAUGUACUUGGCCUCCUUGAGGCUUCCGCCGACUCUGGGGAGCGGUACCAGGCCAAACUGGGUGAUUUGGAGUAUGCGAGGCGAUACCCUCCUGCUGAUGACUAUGUUGCCGGAACUGACCCGAAGGUGGGAACGCCAUUCUUCAUGCCAUGCGAAAUUCUACUUGGCGCCCCUUUUCGGGAUGAAGAGGACGGCGAGGCCGGCGAGGACGAUGAUUUAUUUCAGGGCGUAAGCCAGAAAGUCGUAGCCCCCAUAGUUCAUCACUUCCUCCACGACUUGGAAUCAGUCUGGUGGAUCGCGGUAUGGACGCUACUUACCCGCAUCUCCCACGGCCCAGCCAAAGACUUAGCCGACCGCAUUUUCCUCAACGACAUCAGAGCAUGUAAGGACUCGGCGAGGAUCAAGUUUUUAAAGAAAAUCAGCAUCCGUCCCCAUGUUCUGACCGGGCUCGAAACAGCUGCUGAGGUACUGGAGAACUCGGGAGGAAAGCUGCGCCACCGUCUCUACGAACAUGGUAGAGCAUUGGAUUUGGGAUCCGCGCUGGAUUCCGACGCUGUGAAUGCUAUCCACAGCCGAGGCUUUGCAACCAUGGUCUUCCAGGGUGGGCGCCUGUAUUUGACCUGA
Molecule: messenger RNA, 2127 nt
Organism: Coprinopsis cinerea okayama7#130
Lineage: Eukaryota; Fungi; Basidiomycota; Agaricomycetes; Agaricales; Psathyrellaceae
Product: other/FunK1 protein kinase
Exons: 6
Coding region: 1-2127 (708 amino acids)
Source: RefSeq, a predicted model, not a curated record